GUAGGAGAAGUGAAAAUGAUGCUUGACAAAGAGAUAAAUCUUUUGGAGCAACUUGAGCUAAUCGAUUCCUUGCAAAGACUUGGAUUAUCUUAUCACUUUGAAAAUGAAAUCAAGACAAUUUUGGAUAGUAUAAGUGCUGAUCACAUCUAUGUUGCAUGGAAGAAAGAUAACUUACAUGCUAUAGCAAUUGAAUUUAGGCUCCUAAGGCAGCACGGCUAUAAAGUAACUCAAGAGGUUUUCUCUAAUUUCACGGACGAGAUGGGGAACUUUAAGGCAAGUCUUUGUGAGGAUUGCAAAGGGCUGCUUAACUUGUAUGAGGCUUCAUACCAUUUGGUAGAGGGUGAAAGCAUGUUGGAGAAGGCAAGAGAUUUCGCAGCUAAACGUCUCAAGGAAUAUCUGAAGCAGAACAAAGAUCCAUACCUUUCCUUACUUGUGGAGCAUGCUUUGGAACUUCCGCUACAUUGGAGGAUGCCACGGUUCGAAGCCAGGUUUUUCAUAGAUGUGUAUGAGAGACGAGAGGACAGAAAUCUCAUUCUUUUGGAGCUUGCUAACUUGGACUUCAAUAUAGUGCAAGCUGUGCACCAGGAUGAUCUAAAAUAUGCUUCAAAGUGGUGGACCGAUUUAGAUAUACGGAAAAAGCUGACCUUUGCCAGAGCUAGGUUGAUGGAGAACUUUUUAUUCGCUGUUGGCGAAGCAUCUGAUCCUCAGUUCGGGUAUUUUAGAAGAACGCAGACAAAGAUUAAUACAUUCAUAACGACUAUAGACGAUGUUUAUGAUGUGUAUGGUACAUUGGAUGAGUUAGAGCUCUUCACUGAAGCUGUUGAGAGAUGGGAUACCAAUGCAAUGCAGCUGCUUCCAGAAUAUAUGCAGAUAUGUUUCCUUGCUCUUUACAAUUUCACAAACGAAAUAGCUUUUGACGUCCUUAAGGGUAAAGGAUUUAACACCAUUCCUUUCCUGAAGAAAGCGUGGGCAGACUUGUGUAAAUCAUAUUUAUUGGAGGCAAAGUGGUAUUACAGUGGAUAUAAACCCACCCUGCAGGAGUACAUUGAUAAUGCAUGGAUUUCGAUUUCGGGUCCUGUGGUACUAUCACAUGCUUUUGUGUUAACAAAUUUAAAGACAAAGGAAUGCUUGGAAUCCUUCGAAGAAUACUCCAACAUAAUCUACUAUUUUUGUCUGAUUUGUCGACUUGUUAAUGAUCUUGAAACAUCAUCGGAUGAAUUAAAAAGAGGUGAUGUUUCUAAAUCAAUUCAAUGUUAUAUACACGAAACUGGAACUUCAGAAGAAGAAGCCCGACGACACAUACGAAAGUUGAUUGAUGCAACAUGGAGAAGGAUGAGCGAAGAGCAAAUUGCUGACUCUCCUUUUCCUCGACCAUUUAUUCAAAUUGCUGAGAUGUAUUUUACAUACAGUGACAAACUUUAUAUUUCAAAAUAA
Molecule: messenger RNA, 1434 nt
Organism: Theobroma cacao (cacao)
Lineage: Eukaryota; Viridiplantae; Streptophyta; Magnoliopsida; Malvales; Malvaceae
Source: RefSeq, a predicted model, not a curated record